AAAGGAGAUGACUGACCACACAGCAACUUGGAACAUGUGACAAAAGAUUUUGGAAAAAUAAAACCUGGUUCCAAAUGAUAAAGGUCCACAGAAGCAAAUCAACCGCCUGGCUUUCAAAUUAAUUGGAGUUUUGAAACAUGCUCUGGAACAUUUUUCUGAUAUUUACAGAGGGCUUGGUCUCUGCUGUCCAGAACCAGUGCCAAUAAGUUUAUUCAAAGCAUCCCUUAUUGGGGGAAAACGGGACUCAGGGCAAGCAUGUGGCCCCCAGAUCUUGGGCCCCCAGACACCCAGCUAACAAGAACUGGUUUCGGCAGUGUUAUCGAGGACGCUGAGGACCCUCAGCCGCCGUUGUCCUCUGACGACCUCUGCCAUCCUUCAACAGGUAUCCCCUCCGGGGGCCUGGGCGUGUGCUGCCUUCCGAGGACUUCUCUGUCUCUCACCUCGCUCGGGCUGGACCUCACCACCCUCCUCUGUCCCUCCUAUAAGACCAAUGGAUCUCACGUAAAUAAGACAUUGGAGGACUUUGCAGCACACAUAGACCCCAAACACAACACCCAUGGGCUCAAUACCUACCCCCAGCUUUCUCCUGCUACCACCUCUUCUGCUUCUCCCUCUCACUGCUCGGCCUCCCCUGUGCUCCUCUCCACCUCCUCCUCUUCAUCAUCUACAUUCUUCGCCUCAGCCUCGCCUCGCAGUGGCGCCCCCGGGUUCCAGAUAUCCCUCGGCAAGACUUUCCAGCAGCAGCAGAAGCUCCUGAAAGAUUACCCAUCUAUUAAACAGGAGCCAGCGGAGAAACUCCGUCCCUGCAAGCAGGAGCCCCUUCACUUUAACAGCCAACAAAGGCAGUUCCUCCACCUGAGCCCGCCUCUGCAGGAGGACCGGGGCCACCUGGGUCAGGACUGCACCCGGUCGCCCCUUUGCUCCCCGAAGCUUCCCGGACCGCCAGGAGAGGAUGACGCCGGGGACCAACAGGGUCAGCCCUGUCGCUGGAUAAACUGCUCCGCUAUGUAUGGCCACCAGGAAGAGCUGGUCAGGCACAUCGAGAAGGCUCACAUCGACCAGCGCAAAGGGGAGGAGUUUGCCUGCUUCUGGGCGGGCUGCGUGCGGCGCCACAAGCCCUUCAACGCCCGCUACAAGCUGCUGAUCCACAUGAGGGUCCAUUCCGGAGAAAAGCCCAAUAAGUGCAUGUUUGAAGGCUGUUCCAAGCCUUCUCGCGUCUGGAGAACCUCAAGAUUCACCUGAGGAGCCACACGCGAGAGAAGCCAUACAUAUGCCAGCACCCCCCGGCUGUCUCAAAGCCUUCAGCAACUCCAGCGACCGAGCAAGCACCAACGGACC
This is a messenger RNA of Lampris incognitus (smalleye Pacific opah), 1338 nucleotides long. Its product is annotated as zinc finger protein GLIS1-like. Bases 256 to 1242 code for a protein of 328 amino acids. Gene Ontology annotation, molecular function: DNA-binding transcription factor activity, RNA polymerase II-specific; RNA polymerase II cis-regulatory region sequence-specific DNA binding. Gene Ontology annotation, biological process: regulation of transcription by RNA polymerase II. The record is from RefSeq and is a predicted model, not a curated record. Gene Ontology annotation, cellular component: nucleus. Lineage: Eukaryota; Metazoa; Chordata; Actinopteri; Lampriformes; Lampridae. The transcript is spliced from 2 exons.